UCACUUCCCUGGAAAAGCAUUCUCAGUUUGUUCUUCGUUCGAGUUUGACGUACGAACUUUAUUAUCUGCAAAAAUGACUGGUCGCGGAAAGGGAGGUAAAGGUUUGGGAAAAGGAGGAGCAAAGCGGCAUCGCAAAGUUUUGCGUGAUAACAUCCAAGGUAUCACCAAGCCAGCCAUCCGUCGUUUGGCUCGUCGUGGUGGAGUGAAACGUAUCUCCGGAUUGAUCUACGAGGAAACUCGUGGUGUUCUCAAAGUGUUCCUUGAGAACGUGAUCCGUGACGCCGUCACUUACACCGAGCACGCCAAGAGGAAGACCGUCACUGCCAUGGACGUCGUCUAUGCUUUGAAACGUCAAGGAAGGAGAAGCCUGACAGCGCUCCAUCUCCGAACUUACAGCAUCGUCAUGGCACGUACCAAGCAAACCGCUCGUAAAUCCACCGGUGGUAAGGCACCAAGGAAACAACUCGCCACCAAGGCCGCCAGAAAGAGCGCGCCUGCAACUGGUGGAGUGAAAAAACCCCAUCGUUACAGGCCAGGAACCGUCGCUCUCCGUGAGAUCCGUCGUUACCAGAAGAGCACUGAGCUCCUCAUCCGCAAACUUCCUUUCCAACGUUUGGUUCGUGAGAUCGCUCAAGAUUUCAAGACCGACUUGCGUUUCCAGAGCUCUGCUGUGAUGGCUCUCCAGGAGGCUAGCGAGGCUUACCUCGUCGGUCUCUUCGAAGACACCAACUUUUUAUUAUCUGCAAAAAUGACUGGUCGCGGAAAGGGAGGUAAAGGUUUGGGAAAAGGAGGAGCAAAGCGGCAUCGCAAAGUUUUGCGUGAUAACAUCCAAGGUAUCACCAAGCCAGCCAUCCGUCGUUUGGCUCGUCGUGGUGGAGUGAAACGUAUCUCCGGAUUGAUCUACGAGGAAACUCGUGGUGUUCUCAAAGUGUUCCUUGAGAACGUGAUCCGUGACGCCGUCACUUACACCGAGCACGCCAAGAGGAAGACCGUCACUGCCAUGGACGUCGUCUAUGCUUUGAAACGUCAAGGCCGCACCCUUUAUGGUUUCGGCGGUUAAAUUUUCCUGUCAUCUUACAAAACAAUCGGCCCUUUUCAGGGCCACCAAA
Molecule: messenger RNA, 1109 nt
Organism: Leptopilina boulardi
Lineage: Eukaryota; Metazoa; Arthropoda; Insecta; Hymenoptera; Figitidae
Exons: 5
Coding region: 74-1060 (328 amino acids)
Biological process (GO): nucleosome assembly
Cellular component (GO): nucleosome
Molecular function (GO): DNA binding; protein heterodimerization activity; structural constituent of chromatin
Source: RefSeq, a predicted model, not a curated record